Molecule: messenger RNA, 426 nt
Organism: Rhizophagus irregularis DAOM 181602=DAOM 197198
Lineage: Eukaryota; Fungi; Glomeromycota; Glomeromycetes; Glomerales; Glomeraceae
Source: RefSeq, a predicted model, not a curated record
AUUUAAUAACGAAACAUAACGAAACGAAACGAAACGAAACCAAACGAAACGAAAUGAGUGAUCAAAUUAAAACUAAUGAUAAACCGUUUUUAGAUAAUAUUAUUAACAGUUACGUACACCCUUAUAUUAAACCACCGUUUCCUCCACUUAUUGAUCCAAAAGAUUUAAUAUCCAAAUCCAUCAUUGGGAAUAAACCAAAUCGUGCACCAAAUGCUUUUAUCAUUUAUCGUAAAAUGUACGUUCGUGAAGCUAGAAAUGAAGGAUAUUGUUUCCCAAUGACCGUUCUUUCUUCGAUGGUUAGUCAAUCUUGGGAAAAAGAACCGGAGGAAGUUAAAAUUUAUUAUAAAAAACUUGCUAAAGAAGCUUUCGAUUAUCGUAAUAAAUUAUUUCCUAAACCUGAAAGUAAAAGAAAGAAACGAAGUAAUU